Clonostachys rhizophaga is the source of this 261-nucleotide messenger RNA. The record is from the annotation of a GenBank genome assembly. Lineage: Eukaryota; Fungi; Ascomycota; Sordariomycetes; Hypocreales; Bionectriaceae.
AUGAAGCCCGGAUCCUUCCUCUCUGCCGCCGCUGCAGCCCUGGCGAUAGGCGCCCAGACAUGCGAGGCCGCCCCAAUCGCAUUCGAGUCAUCCAUGCUCGACCUCAUCGACAAGAUCCUCCAUCUCGAGGCCACCCUCACAUCGACCCAAGUGUCAGAGACGGCCACGACGACGGCCCUCGUCACACCAACCAUCAAGCCGGGCGAGUACCCGUUCAGAGAUGGUCCGGUCAUCUACCCGACCAGUACCCCGACCCCGUGA